Anisakis simplex (herring worm) is the source of this 1827-nucleotide messenger RNA. Lineage: Eukaryota; Metazoa; Nematoda; Chromadorea; Rhabditida; Anisakidae. The record is from the annotation of a GenBank genome assembly.
AUGUUCUUAGAUGUUGCACUGCCAGAUUUCGUAUUCGCAUGUUCGUCGGGCGAGUUGGAUGUUGUCGAUGAUCUUCUCAACAACGUCGAAGAGUCGUCUUUAGCGUCCGGUUUAAUAGCAGCAGCAAGUGGUGGUCAGUUGGACGUAUGCCGCACAAUACUCAAUAAGAAAUCAUCAGCGGCCCAUUACGUUGAUUUUCAACAGUGGAAUGUUUUGCGUGCUGCGGCUUGUAAUAACCACAUAGCCGUUUUGAAUAUGCUCAUAGAAUACGGGAUUGAUGUUGAUGAAUGUGGUAACGGUGGUCGAACAGCACUUCGAGCAGCUGCCUGGAGUGGGCAUGAGGUAAUAGUUGAGCGUCUCCUGCAAGCGAAAGCCGAUGUUGAUAGGAAGGACGCUGAAGGUCGUACGGCUCUGAUGGCUGCCGCAUUUAUGGAUCAUUCAAAUAUUGUUUCUUUGUUACUGAAGACUUUUCAGUUGGUGGAUUCAUCUGGAGCAACUGCCUUGCAUUUAACAUUGGCCAAUUGCGCUCAUUCAGAGGAGCACCAUCAAACCGUUGUGGAGCUUAUAAAUGGAGGAUCUGAUGUGGACAUUGAAGAUAUGAAUGGACGUAACUGUAUCCAUUUGGCCGCAUAUCAUGGUGACAGCAAUUUAGAAAUAAUGAUUCAACGGUGCAAAAAUAUCGACACACAGGAUCAGUGCGGUCGAACAGCGUUGAUGCUAGCAUCAUGCCAAGGCAAAAUGUUGGCAUGCCAGAAACUCAUUGAAAAUGGUGCUGAUAUCGACUGUAUUGAUAACAACGGUCGAACAGCAUUGAUUCUCGCGGCUAUGCAUGCAAACACAGAUAUUUGCAAGAUGUUUAUUAGCUUGGGAGCGGAUGAAGCUCAUAAGGAUAACGACGGCGCAGUGGCAUUGCAUUAUGCAUCGAUGCAUUCAAGUAAAGAACUCGUGAGUAUUCUGUGCACACCAACAACAGUGAUCGCUACAGAUUGCCAUGGGAAUCAUCCGUUGCUGAUUGCUGCCCAGCAUCCAUACGUUGAGGUGGUUGAGGAACUGCUCAAUCUUGGUGCACCGAUUCAUCUGCAAUCUCAUGAAGGUCAAUCAGCAUUACGGAUAGCUGCACUGGCGCAUAACGAAGGUGUUGUUCGUUGUUUGGUGGAAUAUAUGCUGAAAGACGAGAGUGACGCGAAUGAACUGAUUGAACCUGAUUUGGAGAGUACUCCUCUGUUGCAUACGGUAAUGAUUGCGCGUGAUACUGCGAUGUGUUGUGUUCUGCUCUCGUUGGGCACAUCAACGGCUGUGCGUGAUGCGUAUGCAAGGACGUGUGCACAUGUUGUUGCACAGAUUAACGAUGUGAAAAUGGCAGAGUUGAUAAAGGAGUAUGGUGCGAAUUUCGAGACGCGCGACGAGGCUGGUCGUACGCCAUUGAUGACGGCCGUUUGGGCCUCGAAUUAUGAGAUUGCACAUUAUAUGCUCGAAAGUGUUGGUGUGUCUCCGAACGCAGUGGAUUUUCAGGGUGCAACAGCAUUGAAUAUCGCUGCCCAAAUAGGUCAUCGCGAUUUAGUGGUUUUAUUGUUGAAAUUUGGUGCUGAAUCAUCACUGUGUGAUAAUCUCGGUCGUAAUGCAGCUGAUGUCGCUCAGCUUGCAGGCCAUGAACACAUCAGGCAAAUCCUCAAGAGUGCUUCAGGAUCUGCGGAUAGUUCGGGUUUCGGGUCAUUGCCAAACAGUCCGUCCGAUCACCGAACAAAGUCUUUGACACGUCGAAGUGGAAUAGCGACGAAUCCCAAGUUUAUGCAAAGCCCAAAAAUCGUCCAACGUGCAACCACAUGA